GAGAGUGUAGCUCGGGUAUUCUCGACUUUCAUCCCUUCUCCACCCAAUAAUGUGCAACGCGGUUUAGUUACAAAUACGCCACGAGAAAGUAGUCCUCAAUUCUAGUGGUUUGAAUAAGAGCGUGCUCCUUUUUUAUCGACAAAUGGUAGCUUAUCUUUUGCUCGCAACAAAAAUAAAAAUAAUAAUAAUAAAAAUGCAUAAUCAUAAUAGUAAUGACGCUCAUGUGGAAAAACUGAAAAGCCGUUGGAAUCAUUCCUUUGUGCUUAUUGUUCAACGCGAAUUAAUUGUUGCAUGUCACGGUUAAUGUGUCAAUAAAUUAAUAAUAUUAUUUAUACAUUUUGAAUUUAUUAUCAUGACGGCAGAGAAAAUUCGAAGGAUUAGAAGUAAUAAAUCGCCGAGGAAGGAUGAAGACCGGAAACCAUGGAACCCUAAUUUAGGUGACAAACGUGGCCGUACUUUUACAAGCCAGCGUCAGUACGACAUUUAUACGGCUUAUAAAUUUUUAGAGGAAGAGGCCGAUCAUAUAAAGCGUUGCGGCCAACCCUUAAUUCCUUUUCCUAAAAUUCGAGAGCGUACAGCUGCGCUCUUGAAAUGUGGGGUAGUGAGCGUUACCAAGUACGUUAAAAUGGGUGAGGCAGGUAUACCGUUCAAAACACCAGGUAGAGUACGAACAAGAAAACGAAAGUACAGAGACGUCAGUAAUGAUGUAAAAGAACAAAUCCGGAAGUUAAUUUAUGAUGCUUGCGACAAAAGUAAGUUUUCCAUUUUAAAUCUUUAUUCUAUAAUAUUUGAAUGACUUAUUUCUAUUUAUAUAUUUGUAAUUGUAAGUAAUAGAGAGAGUAUAAUUUUGAAAAAGAUAUUUUUCUGGAAAAAAAGAAGUUGUAAAAAAUAUAGGUUUGAAAAAUCCAAAAUCGUACAACUCAUAACACUCGUUUAAUCUUGAAUAAUAAUCAUAUCAUCAAAUAAAAAAAAUUUUAAUUAUAAACAGCUGUAUGGCAAUAAUGCGAAGUCGUCCUAAUGGGAUAAACGUACAGUAUAAAUAGGGAGUCUUCUUUGUUUUUUUUCUUUCAUUUAUUAUAGGGGUGUGUGGAUAUUCGAGUUUACGAAUUAUUCGUC
Cotesia glomerata is the source of this 1116-nucleotide messenger RNA. RefSeq lists its product as uncharacterized. Lineage: Eukaryota; Metazoa; Arthropoda; Insecta; Hymenoptera; Braconidae. The transcript is spliced from 3 exons. The coding region runs from base 353 to 796 and encodes 147 amino acids. The record is from RefSeq and is a predicted model, not a curated record.